This is a messenger RNA of Fopius arisanus, 1895 nucleotides long. It is a transcript of the gene Dus1, whose product is annotated as Dihydrouridine synthase 1. The record is from RefSeq and is a predicted model, not a curated record. The transcript is spliced from 9 exons. Gene Ontology annotation, molecular function: tRNA dihydrouridine synthase activity; flavin adenine dinucleotide binding. NCBI's taxonomy places the organism in Eukaryota, Metazoa, Arthropoda, Insecta, Hymenoptera, Braconidae. Gene Ontology annotation, biological process: tRNA processing. Bases 387 to 1853 code for a protein of 488 amino acids.
UUUCUACAAGAAUAAAAUACUCCAUGAAAUAUUAAUAACAAAUGGGAUUUCUCGUAUUGAUAAUUAGUUUAUAACGGGUUCGACUUCAGUAAUAAUUUUGAUCACCAUGAAAAUUCGUUUUCCUCUGAAUUUUCCAUGGAAAACGUAAAUAAUGGGGAAUAUUGUCUACGAAGUUGAAUUCUGAUUAGUUAAUCCUGAAUCUGAUUAAUUCAUCGAUCGACAUUUUUAAUUACAAAUUAAGAAGGUUGUGGGGGAGAGAAUUGUCGUAUCAAGUACAUUUUAUUGAAUUUAGUUCUGAGUUCAAGUCUGGAUCGUCUGGAUGUAACCUCACGUCACAUUUGCAGUCCAUGUGUUAAGUUAGUGCUGUUGAUUAAAAAAAGGUGAUAAUGGUGUCGAAAAAUGAGGAUAUUGCAGACGUUCCACUGAAUCAUGAGGUUUUGGAGUGCAAGGGGAGAAGAGAGGAUUUAUGGGAGAAAUUGGGAAGACCUAGGAAUAUUGUAGCUCCAAUGGUUGAUGCCAGUGAAUUAGCUUGGAGAUUACUUUCACGUCGACAUAAUUCUCAUCUCUGCUACACCCCAAUGUAUCACGCACAAGUUUUUUGCAGAGACUCCAAAUACAGAAAAGAUGCACUCGCCAGUUGUCCAGAGGAUCGACCCCUGAUAGUUCAAUUCUGUGGAAACGAUCCCAUUACUUUGUUGGAGGCAGCGCAAUUGGCCGAACCUUUUUGCGAUGCAAUCGAUAUUAAUAUCGGGUGUCCCCAGGCCAUAGCCAAACGAGGACAUUACGGAGCUUUUUUGCAGGACGAUUGGGAAUUAUUAAAUAAAAUAGUGAAAACAUUGAGUGAAGGACUGAAAAUCCCUGUGACGUGCAAGCUUCGGGUUUUUCCGGAAAUAGAAAAAACAGUGGCUUAUGCUAAAAUGUUAGAGUCAUCGGGCGCUAAAUUAUUGACAGUUCAUGGAAGAACGAGAGAACAGAAGGGCCCGAUGACAGGUCUAGCUUCCUGGGAGCACAUAAAAGCUGUUCGUGAGGCAGUGAAAAUUCCGGUAUUUGCCAAUGGAAAUAUCCAGUGCCUCCAGGACGUGGACAGAUGCAUUUCGGAGACUGGAGUCCAGGGAGUCAUGUCGGCUGAGGGUAAUUUAUUCAAUCCCUUGAUUUUCGAGGGUUCUUAUCCCCCGAGUUGGGAGCCAGCCGAAGAGUAUCUGAAUCUAGUGGAAAAAUAUCCAGCAUCCCCUGCUUUUAUUCGUGGGCACUUAUUUAAAUUAUUCCAACACACAUUAUGUUUACCAGAAAAUUCAGAGGAGCGAUCGAUUCUAGCGGGUAAUUCCAACAUGGAGAAUUUUAGAGCUGUAGUUUUGAAAAUGAAGGAGAGAUAUUUACCUUAUCACGAGGGAGAAAUCGUUUGGCAGUCGAAGCCAGAAGAUUACAACCUGGUGCUUCCUCCAUGGCUCUGCCAACCGUACGUCAGAGACUCGCCAGAGGAUCACAUGAGCAAAGUGGAAGCGAAGAGAAUCGAAAUAGAAAAUAUGGGGGUGAAAAGGGAUUACCUGGACGACGAGGGGAAUCUAGUCUCCAGGAAGAAGAUGAAGAAACUGAGGAGAAUCGCCAGACGACCUCAUCGGGGACCCAGUGUCAAAAAAGGCUCCGAUCUCUGCACCAGCUGUCCUAAUCCCGUGGGAAUGAAGUGCGAAUACAAAAUGUGUCGUCAGUGCUGUAGAAAUAAAUGUUACAAUGACAAUCUCGACUGUUUGGGCCACCGAAAUCUCACGAAAACACGUCGAAAAAUGGCAGUGGAGUUCAAAAAACAGCGAGGAGAGGAAUACUCCACUGAAAAAAUCAUUAACACCGAUGAUUAAUUAAAUAUUAAUUACUUUUAAUAAUGAAAAGACGAUAAUUUU